AUGACGAACUUUACUGAUCUUUCAGAGGAUAUGAUCGGAGAGAUUCUCUCUAGGGUUCCAUUGAUAUCUUUAUCUGCAGUACGAUCUACUUGUAAAACCUGGAACGAUAGGUCGAAAAAACAGGUUUUGGGUGAAAAAGGAGCAAAGAAGAAUCAGUUUCUGGAGUUCAUGAUUAGAGAUCAUAAUAUUUGUUCAUUGAGGUUCGAUCUCCAAAAGGCCUGCAACGAAAAAGAUGAUGAAAAGGACUCGGUUGAUCCAUCUAUGAAGCAAAUAAGUAUACCUGAUAAUCAAGACGAGGUGUAUAAAGUCUAUCACUGCGAUGGCUUAUUGUUAUGCGUCACGAGUGACCACCACAUCAGGGCGAGGCUCUUGGUAUGGAAUCCGUAUAUGGGGCAAACCAGAUGGAUCCGACACAUAAAGAAAAUCGAUAGACGUGACGUUUAUGCCCUCGGAUACGGAUACGACAACAACAACAACCGUAAACACAAAAUCUUGAGGACUUUUUAUGACUACCCUAACCACAAGGAAUGUGCUGAAGUAGUGAAGUGUACGAUUUUAGCUCUGAUUCAUGGAGGGUUAUUGAUGUCUAUCCCGUCCCCGUCUGAGAGAUUCGGACCACGUCUGCCUCUGCCAUUUCAGCCCUACCGUCGUUAUUCGUUCGCAUAUGAGCAUCUAUUUUGGGUUAGAGAUGAGAAGCUCGCUGUGUUGAGUUUCCUCUACGAACAUGACCCUCAAGUAGGCUUCGAACUCGAGCGGUCCGACAUAAUAGAGAUGUGGAUUUCGACUAAGACUGAGCCCAAUGCGAUAUCAUGGAGCAUUUUCUUGAGGAUAGAUGUGAGAGAAUUUGAUUAUUUCGACCUUAAGAGAUAUUUCAUUGACGAGGAGAAGAAAGUCGCUGCGUUUCUUGGUCUAAAUAGAUUAGACGAGGCCGACCCCUGUGGCUACCGAAUGGCUAACAUUAUUGGAGAAGAUGGAUACUUGAGAUCGUUCAAGAUGGAUGAAGUUUAUUGGAGGGCACGUGAUGGCGUUGUAUUCGUGUGUUCUUCUUAUGUUCCAAGUUUAGUGCAACUACAAAUCAACCAACCGGACAAAACAGAAGAAAUAAACCAACCGGACGAAACCAAAGAGAAAGUAAACCAUUCAGAGGAAACGAAAGAGCAAACAAACCGUUGA
This is a messenger RNA of Microthlaspi erraticum, 1173 nucleotides long. The record is from the annotation of a GenBank genome assembly. Lineage: Eukaryota; Viridiplantae; Streptophyta; Magnoliopsida; Brassicales; Brassicaceae.